This is a messenger RNA of Linum tenue, 1678 nucleotides long. The record is from the annotation of a GenBank genome assembly. NCBI's taxonomy places the organism in Eukaryota, Viridiplantae, Streptophyta, Magnoliopsida, Malpighiales, Linaceae.
UCCCCUUUUUUUUCUUCUUCUCAAAAUCCGGAUUUGGAUUUAUUCGAUACGGACUACAGAGUUUCAGUUCUUCCAUCCCUCUCUCGUUUCUCGCUUGGCUUCUUCGACUCUCUCUCUCUCUCACUCUGUAUCUCCGUUCCCGAAACGCAGCAACGCGCAACGGGGGACUACAGAAUGAUUCUACAGCAUAUGCUUGAGCUAGAGUUGAGGCUUGCUUGUGUCAGCAGUUGGAUAGUUGGAACGUUGCUCGAUGGGUGCACCUGAACUUUAAAAUCAAGUACUUGAGGUUUUUUUGCAGCGUAGCCUGAUCGAUACAGUAGGAAUAUCAAUCAAUGGAACUGUCUAGUGCAAGAGAUGCAUUUGAUCGUGUCGCCAAGAAGCAGAAGUUAUCCUCAUCAAAGUCCCAGGAAGUAAUUGAUCAAGUCAGCCACGAGAUUGAGUUAGCACUAGAGAAAAUCCAAUCAGUUGACCAUCUGAUUCCUCCAGAUGAUCAGAAAGCCAUCCUCAGGCAGCUAAAGCACAAACUCGACACAAUGAGUCCGCUGAUCCAACUAGAAGGUCCACAGAAGGAUGUGAAUGGGACCCUUGCAAAGUACCCGAAGCUUUUAGACAAGUCACUGAAUGCUGGCAUAUCCAAGGCAUACAGAAGUGUUGAUUUUGAUUUCCAUAUAGUGAAUCAGAUAAUAGCUUGCCAUUUCUACCGGCAAGGAUUGUUUGAUCUUGGGGAUUGUCUAAUACGGGAGGCUGGAAAACCAGAGGCGAUUUCCUUGAAGUCUCAGUUUAUGGAACUGGGUAAGAUACUGGAUGCCAUCAAGGCUAGAAACAUUGAGCCUGCUCUGAUUUGGGUCUCGAAAAACCUUGAGAAACUUCGGCAGUUUGGAUCGAAGCUUGAUCUGAAGCUGCAUAGCAUGCAGUUUAUGGAGAUCCUUAAGGGAGGAGGUCGGGUUGAUACCCUUAACGCACUCAACUAUGCGAAAACCCACCUUUCUCCUCUCUCUGGGGUUUACAUGAAAGAGUUCCAAAAGAUCACUGUCUGUCUGCUCUGGAGCGGAAAGCUGGAAAGAUAUCCCUACUCCGAGCUAUUGGGUCUGACCCAUUGGGAAGGUUUAGGUGAUGAGCUGAGCCGUGAUUUCCACAAGCUUCUGGGACAGUCCUAUAAUAGAGACCCCUUGUGUGUAACUAUCGCAGCUGGUAUUGAAGGACUACCUACUCUGCUGAAGCUGGCGAAUGUAAUGUCUGCAAAGAAGCAGGAAUGGCAAGCAUUGAAGCAGUUGCCAGUGCCGGUGGAUCUACCUGAGGAGUUCCAGUUCCAUUCAAUAUUCGUUUGCCCCGUUAGCAGAGACCAGAGCAGUGAAGAAAAUCCACCAAUGCUGAUGCCAUGCAUGCAUGUGCUCUGCAAACAGUCUAUAAUGAAGCUGUCUAAAAGCAGCUCCAGGUCAUUUAAAUGCCCCAACUGUCCAGCUGAAGCUUCAUUUGACCAAUGCAGGCAGUUGUUUUUCUAGUGAGCUUCUUCUUUGUGGAGCAAGCUCCGGUAAAAUAAACUAUUUUUUUUCUUAUUCUUCUGGUUUCUCCUGCUUUCUGCUGUAUAUAAGCAUUCUUGACAAAUCUGCCCGGAUUGCGAAUCUAUAUUAUACACACCAUCGUAUCUUCCGUUGGGAAGAUGUUUGUGUUGAUCCAA